UAUCACACAGUCCUGGUGCUAAUUUCAUCCAUCUGUGACUCUCCCCACAGGUACAAACCAAACCAUGAGGACAGACCCUCCUACAAUGGGACUGUGCCAAGACUUAGCAGCAGUAUUGAUUUGAAGCUUCGUUUUUUGAAUCCAGAUGAUCUUGAUGAGGUGAAGAUCCUAUGCCAAGACUGGUUUCCAGUAGAAUACCCAGAGUCAUGGUACAGAGAUAUCACAUCCAAUCCUCGUUUUUACUCUCUGGCUGCAGUCUUGGAGCAUCGAAUUAUUGGCUUGGUUGUGGCUGAAAUUAAAGAUCAGACUUAUCUUAAUAAGGAGGAUCGAGAUAUAUUGGCCAUCAGUCAGCAACGAGGAUGUAAGAUUGCCUACAUCUUGAGUCUGGGAGUCUCAAGACAACACCGACGCAAUGGAGUGGCAUCCCUUUUAUUGGAUAACCUAUUGAUGCACUUGACCACAGAAGAGAAUAAGUGUGUCAAAGCAGUUCUCCUUCAUGUUCUCACUUCAAAUGCUUCUGCCAUUCGAUUCUAUGAGAACCGAUGCAUUCCUUUCUUCCCUACUACUACUCAAUUGAAGGAGCCUUUCGAGAUGGAUUCUCUUAUGUGCUGUACAUCAAUGGAGGCCAUCCACCAUGGGGAUUAUUAUAUCCUUUGCUAUACUUACUUACUUACUUACUUGCUCUACUUGUUUGCACAAUGUGCUUUUAAUGCCUCAAGCUCUACUCAGAUGCUCAAUUGA
Molecule: messenger RNA, 741 nt
Organism: Darwinula stevensoni
Lineage: Eukaryota; Metazoa; Arthropoda; Ostracoda; Podocopida; Darwinulidae
Source: the annotation of a GenBank genome assembly